Physella acuta is the source of this 2599-nucleotide messenger RNA. RefSeq lists its product as uncharacterized. Lineage: Eukaryota; Metazoa; Mollusca; Gastropoda; Physidae. The record is from RefSeq and is a predicted model, not a curated record.
ACACCCAGCUGCGUUAUCGCAUCUAUACCUACACCUUGACACAUACAGAUCUACUCAGGGCACUCGUGCUGGGGAAACCCUAGGGACUAUAUGCGUCAUAUCAGAUAAGAUUCUAAUUAUCACUGUAAAACACAUAUCAGAUAAGGUUAUAUUUAUCCCUGUAAACAAACACAUACUUUACCUAGAUUACACCCCCUUGAUUUGAAAUAUUAUUGAGUUUUGGGAAUGAUCGCAGACUUUUGUAAUAAAAACACACCCAAGUACUUACUGUUGUCAAUAUGCUACAUACCAUGCUAUCGUCGUCAAGAUAAACACAAUAUUUACUUGAAAACAUACAUCAGCAACGUGUUUUGUUUACAUGAGUCACGUUUAUCAGAAAUAGAUCUGACUUGAUGGAAAAUCCAAGGUUUAUAAUUCUGUGUGCCUGGCGACCCUAGUGUUAUUAUUGCCUCAGAAACAAACGGUGACAAUUACUACGAAGUCUACACAAGCAAUACUCGUAAAGAUACAGGCUACUUAAAACAGGAGUUCAUAUUUGUUCAUAUAUAUUAGAGCGUUCUUGAGAAAUGUUGUAGAAAAUAAAUUUAAAUCUGUGAGACUUACAUGGGCAUAACUGAAGACCUGCCUAGAAUAGAGUGCGUUGGAAUAUUUUCUACUGGGGAUCACAGGAUUACGAAGAAGUAGAUGAAUACAACCCUAAAGUAUUGUUGAGAUUGUAGUUCACAUUUCUUUAACUCAGAUUGAUUGAGUAAAAGUUAACAAUGACUUUUGAGGAAACUUUGUCUUGGAAUCCAGCAUGGCGUCGUCCUAUAAUUUGUCCGUGUGAGACGGAACUCUACGACCCCACUGAGUCUGGCUGUUGUAAAUACAAAUGGAACACCUGUCAGAAAAAUCCUGGCCACACGAACUUCAUAACCAUGAGCGAGUUUAACUUGGAUCACUUGCCCAUUAGAGACCCGCUGAUUUUUCAAGUAAUUCAAGCGUUGUCAAGUCUCACUGUAAAGAUCGAAGUGAACUAUAUCAGCGAGCAUAGACCUGACAUUAUAAAGGACGCGGGGAUCUUUUACCCGUAUUUUACCCACAAGGGGAAUAACACGCUUCGAAGAACCGGAAGUGGCCGGGUGUUUCACGUUGCCAUGAAAUUCAACAACUGCCCGUGUUCCUUGUGCAAAUCUUCCAGCAUACCCAACCGGAAGUACUGGUUGAUUUCCGUAGCCACUGCCACUCACGUUGUGUUCGACUCCUCGGAAGCCAAACUCUCCAAAUGCCACUUUAGCUUCGACUCUGACUCCAGUCAAAGUAUCGUGUUGGAAUGUCUAAAACUAGAACCUGUUCCGGAUAUCGAAAAAGACACAUGCUCUCUCCUCUGCGUAACCCACGAUUCAGAUUUCGCGGUAAGUCUUCAUAAAAGCGUAUACGAGUACUAUAAUCUUGACCGGCAGGUUAGUGUCAAGUACAAAGAUUCCAGAAACGUCCACCGCCUGGCUGCGAUCGUGUCCCACCCCCAUGGCUGCAGCAAGCGGGUCAGUAUCGGGACCUGGCAGGAGAGACUGGAGACCACGAGUUUCGGACCGGAAAUGGCCGACACCAAGUACAUCUACAACACGUGUACGUGCCCGGGGUCUAGCGGCGCCCCCGUGUACAUCCUGGGCAAGGAGCUGUGGUACAACCACUCCCACAGCGGGGCGGGGGCGCUAGGCAACUACAGCGGCAUCAAAUGGGAAUAAACAAGGUAUUUUCUGGGUACACGGCGUCAAAUGGGAAUAAACAAUGUAUUUUCUGGGUACACGGCGUCAAAUGGGAAUAAACAAGGUAUUUUCUGGGUACACGGCGUCAAAUGGGAAUAAACAAGGUAUUUUCUGGGUACACGGCGUCAAAUGGGAAUAAACAAGAUAUUUUCUGGGUACACGGCGUCAAAUGGGAAUAAACAAGGUAUUUUCUGGGUACACGGCGUCAAAUGGGAAUAAACAAGGUAUUUUCUGGGUAACUAUAGCGGCGUCAAAUGGGAAUAAACAAGGUAUUUUCUGGGUAACUAUAGCGGCGUCAAAUGGGAAUAAACAAGGUAUUUUCUGGGUAACUAUAGCGGCGUCAAAUGGGAAUAAACAAGGUAUUUUCUGGGUACACGGCGUCAAAUGGGAAUAAACAAGGUAUUUUCUGGGUACACGGCGUCAAAUGGGAAUAAACAAGGUAUUUUCUGGGUAACUAUAGCGGCGUCAAAUGGGAAUAAACAAGGUAUUUUCUGGGUACACAGCGUCAAAUGGGAAUAAACAAGGUAUUUUCUGGGUACACGGCGUCAAAUGGGAAUAAACAAGGUAUUUUCUGGGUAACUAUAGCGGCAUCAAAUGGGAGUAAACAAGGUUUUUUUUUCUGAAUAACUAAAGCGGAAUCAAAUGGGAAUAAACAAGGUAUUUUCUGGGCAACUACAGUGGCAUAAUAUCGGAAUAAGCAAGGUAUAAUCUGGACUAUAGCUGCAUCAAAUGGGAAUAAAUAAAACGUAUCUUUGCUACAAGAUCACACGACAAACACAUAUCACACACACGUAUAGAAACUGAACGUCUCAAGGAAAAAAGAAAGCAGGGGAAGCCAAAGGAGAUCAGGA